Emericellopsis atlantica is the source of this 2995-nucleotide messenger RNA. RefSeq lists its product as uncharacterized. NCBI's taxonomy places the organism in Eukaryota, Fungi, Ascomycota, Sordariomycetes, Hypocreales, Bionectriaceae. The transcript has 2 exons. The record is from RefSeq and is a predicted model, not a curated record. Bases 288 to 2771 code for a protein of 827 amino acids.
UCAGUCCAACGAGCCGACCCGAGGAAGCUUCCCUGAGGAUUGCCCUCGUCUGGUCGUAAUCACAAGGACAUUUCUAUCUUCGCUUCCGUACACUUGUUGCUUCCCAUCAAUCAUCGCGUUCUACACAUAAUUUGCUUUGUCCUGUUGCCACUCAUUCAACUUGUGCGCCACCCCCCAGCGAUCAACCCGACGGCGCGCGUCCCUCGGUCAGCCGACUUCCAGCACUGGUUCUGUCCAAGAGGGGGACAUGGUCGCAUGGCACCCUGCGAAGCCGUGACGCAGAACUGAUGGAAGGUUCCUCUAAUCAAGCGCCUAACCAAGGCCAGUCUGUCAUGUCGCCCAGCACGCCCUCCUCUUACGCAGUCAACAUCAAUAGGAAGAAGACACGGAAAUGGGUCGAGGCGAAAGUGCAAAACUACGACGGCGACGACUGGGGCGCCCCCGAAUCGGAAGACGAGCCCGACUCACCGGAGGUGCCUUUGCCAGCUCCUCGACCAGCACCAGUCGGUGGCACGAGGUUACCAUCUGAAUCGAGGAUCCCCGGGGCUGGACGAGCACCGCAGGCGCCGAUCCUCCAGCAGCCGCAAGCGCCCACGAAGCCCGCGUACGAGCGCCCCGAGGUGGGCAUAUCCGCUGCGACAGACGCGCCGGUCCCCAGCGAGAAGAACGAGCGGGAGACCGCGCCAACAACGUCUCAGCUCCCUGAGGCGAAGCAACACGAAGCACCACGCGUCCACGGUGACGAGACCAUACCCGACCCACGGGAAGAUCUCGCGCAGGAUGGGAAACGCGUUUCGGUCAGCCCCCAGCUGCCCAACGUGGCACGUCUGAGUGCCUUUGGCGUGGACAUGUUUUCGAGUGGCUCAGAGCUGUCGCUACCGAGGGAGCCAGUCGUUCAAGAAGAGCGGGAGCCUUCGCCAGCACCGCUGAGCACGGGCCCGACGACUGCGCCUGUGGCCAAGAAUCACUCUGACACGACCCCAGGGUCAGGCCUUGGCGCAACCGCGUUUUCUCCAACCUCUUUAACGGAUCAUGCCACCGAACCUGAGCAGGCUUCGGCGAGUGAUGUGCCCCAGAAGAAUGACCAAGAUGGAGUGCCUUCCGCAGCAGAGCCCGGCGCUGAUGCUGUCCCAUCAGUCCGUGAACAUGAGGAGAGUGCCUCCACAAUUUCGUCUAACAAAGUGUCGUCCGAGGAGCCAGAUCGCGUGCGAACAGACGCCGCGACACUUCCACCUCUGCACAUACCAAGCUCGCAUGAAUCUGCCACUGUCCCAGCAGGAUCGACAGAGCCCCCGAGCGGAAAACCAACCAGCGGAAUCCCUCCAACCGAGCCUCUGCACCCUAGGAAGCCAGAGUACACUCCGUCAGACUACGAGCCUCAGUCACUGGGCAGGCAGCAGACCCAUGAUUCCACGACGUCUUCACCUCUCAAGGAGAGUGACGUGUUGAGCGAUGAAAUUAUGCGGUCCCUUACGCCUGGAGGACUCAGUCCCCAUCAUGAACACCCAGACGAGAAGCACGAGCCGCCAGCUUCCGCCACCGGCCGUGAAAGCAGCUACGCGUUGAGUGCUUAUGACGACUAUUGGAACGAGACAGGCGACGCCAACGACGGCAUUCAGCGCAAGCCGACUCUUGACGCCGUGCCUGAAGCGCCUGCUGCCCACGAGACUGCUGCUGGCGCUACGUCCGUGGACACAAAGGUCCCAGAGCCGACUUCGAGUCCGCCUCCUGUCGCUGAUCCCGCUCCUGCGUACCAGCCAGUACGUGUCUCUCAGCCUCCAGCAUAUGAGGCGUCACCCGCCAGUCAGCAAUUCGCUCCCAUGAGCCCCGAGUCGAGCCAGCCCGGCUCGGAUGCUGGACUACGGCGACGUUUCUCGUGGGAAGCGGAGGAGGCGCGGGCGCAGCAGCCAGCCGCGCCCCCCAAAGACACCACACCAACUGCAGCCGCGCCGCAACCCAGUAUGCAAGACAGCCCAGUCCCUGCACAAGCUGGGACCGGGCAGCCAGCCGUGAAUCCUGCGUCACCGACUAUUAAGAUUGUGUCGGGAGAACCUUCCAUCUCGCACCAGGUCUCGCUCGCCAGUUCCUCUCAUGCGCCAGGCGGACCGCCCUCGCCUGUCUCUGACUUGAGCAACCGGGACGCCACGCCUCUUGCAGGCAACGGUCCAGGGCAAGGUGCCUCUCCCCUCGACGUGCAACCUCCAUCGGCAGCGCGCGAUUUGGCGACAGGCGAUGCUCAUGCGCCGGCUGCUGGUGGUGUCCCAAGCCAGCCGACGCUCACCUUUCGCGAGAUUAUGAACAUGGCCAGCUCGCAAGACCGCAUCGCCAAGUACGAGGAGUCUCGCAGCAUCUUUGCGAACCAGGAAUCGGGCUUGAGCAACUGGCUCGCGACGCUCAAGAAUGAACACGCCGAGCAUGCCAAUGCCAACGGCUCCUACUCGGGGGCCAUGGCCGCGCCACCGUCGCCUGCAAAUGCGUCGGCCGCUCCAGGGCCUACGCCCUCUGCACAGCAACCCUAUUACCAGCAAUACCUGAAUGCAAAUGCCAACACACCGUCUGCUGGAUCGGCACCAGGAGGCUCAACACGGUCACGCCUCGCUGGCUUCCCGAUGCAAGCUCAACAAGCUGCCGGAAGCGCCUUUGGGGGCUCAGGUAACCAGAUCGGCACCAAGGGCAAGGAGUUGAUGCACUCGGCCGGGAAAAUGGGCAAGGGGCUGUUCAGCAAAGGGAAGAGCAAGCUUCGUGGCACAGGGGACAAGGUAUUUCACUGAUGCAAACACACUGACACAGUCGCUUUCCCAUAUGCCCAUCUCACACACACGCCCACGUACGCAUUGGACCGGACAGAAGUACUCUCGUCGGCUUGCACUUGACGGUUGGUCAAGACAGAAUUUUCUUUUCUUGCAUUUGUUUUGGGCCUAAUGAUGAUCGGGGCAGGGCGUGAAAGAUAGGAAUGCAUGAGACACUUUUCCCUUUCUACAGACCAACAACCCUC